AUGCUUCCUAUAGAGAUAUCCCGUUCUAUAAGCCAACAAUGGCCCUGUCGCGAGCUCCAAAGCCGCCAGCUCGCCAGUCUUCUCAGCCCUCACAUCGCUAGCCCAUCUACUCUAGUCGUUCACGGAAUAUCUGCAACCUGCAAAUCUACCAUCGUCCGCGCCGUUGUUUCCGCCCUACAAGUUCCACACACCAUCGUCCGCAGCACAGAGUGCAUUACAGGCCGCCAUCUCCUUACUAAGAUCCUAUGGACGACUCUGGAGGCAUUAGGCCGGACGAACGAAUGGGAGAAAUUUGGAAAAGGACGGUGCGAGCAUGUCAGUGCGCUGGCGGUACUGCUGGGGGAGAUUCUAGCGUCCUCGGAGGAUGGGAAGUUCGUGCUGGUACUGGAUGGGAUUGAUAAACAACGGGAGGCUCCGCAGACGUUGCUGGCGGCUUUGGCAAGACUUGGGGAGGUGAUUCCAUCGCUAUGUGUGGUGUUGAUUCUGAAUUCCACGCCUCGGCCGCUCUUCUUGCAGGCUGUGGCCGUUCCGCAUAUCAGCUUCCCGCCGUAUACGAGGAAUGAAGCAACCAGGAUUAUCUUGAAUGCGGAUUCGCCAUUUGUGGAGGGAUUACCGGAGGAGGUUAUCACUAAGGUUUACCCGCAGUUCGUGCCUACGAUUUUCGACUCGUUGGUUGGGCCUACGGCGAGUUCGAUUCCUGUAUUCCGGUCGAUAUGCGAUAAACUGUGGCCGCAGUUCGUGGCGCCGAUAGUGAAUGGCGAGACGCCACCUGGAGGGACUGGAGAAUGGGACUUCACAAGGCUGCUCGUUCGGAAUCGAUCACUGUUCCGGCAGCAGGGUGAAGCCGCGCUGGUGCAUCAUAUCGUUCCUGAAGAGCCUACGCAGGUGGCUGGCACAAUAGCAAAGCCGUCGCUGAAGGCUGUAUCCGCACCAUCACCUCUCCCAUCCCUACCAUACUUCGCAACCCUGAUCCUCACAUCCGCAUACCUGGCCUCGCACAUCCCCCAACGUCUCGACACGAUCUUCUUCUCGAAAUUCUCCUCAUCCUCACUCUCCGCACGAAACAAGCGCGCGCACCAUCGUCGCCGUUUAAAGCUGCUAUCCCGUGCACAAGCAGAAGACAACAAAGCCAUCGACCCCUCAACGCCAAAGAAGGGCAAACGCCAGAAAACACGUAUCACGAAAUCCACACUCGAAUCCGCCUUCGCCACUACCUCCGCUACCACAUCCGCGGUUGGCGGUGCACCUGGCGUGGCAGGUCCGUCGACCAUCCUCACUGCACGCCCGUUCCCUCUCGAGCGUUUGGUCGCCAUCUACCACGCCAUCGAUCCCAAUCCGCCCGCGAAUCCGAUCAAAGUGGCUGCAGUAUCGGAUGCAAUAUAUGCAGAGCUGGCUACAUUACGAAGACUACGACUAGUCGUUCCCGCCGGGGCAAGGGAUAGCAGUGGUGGAAGCGGCCGCGUUGGCGGUGGCUCGUCAUCUGGAUCAACGAGUCUGAGCAGUGGGAAUACAACAGCCGAUGCGGGUGAUAAAUGGUGCGUGAAUGUAUCUGGUGAUUGGAUCGGGGAGGUGGCGAAGGAGGUAGGCGUUGAGGUUGGGGAGUGGUUAGCAGGUGGAUUAGAUUAG
Messenger RNA from Aspergillus chevalieri, 1626 nucleotides. RefSeq names its product origin of replication complex subunit 5 family protein. Gene Ontology annotation, cellular component: nucleus; nuclear origin of replication recognition complex. The coding region runs from base 1 to 1626 and encodes 541 amino acids. Lineage: Eukaryota; Fungi; Ascomycota; Eurotiomycetes; Eurotiales; Aspergillaceae. The transcript has 2 exons. The record is from RefSeq and is a predicted model, not a curated record. Gene Ontology annotation, molecular function: DNA replication origin binding. Gene Ontology annotation, biological process: DNA replication; DNA replication initiation.